UUUUUUAAUUUUGACUUCAGUUAAGUUCCGCUUUAUGAUAACAAUGAUAUCCAAAAGCUUUCUUAGGCACAAUUACCUAGAGGAAUAUUAUUUAGAGGAAAUUUGUAAAAUAAAGAUUUACCGCUUAUCCUGUAAUAUAAAUGUUGGAGUCAGAUAGUUUUAAAACUGAUCGAAAUUGAACCAUCGCGAUACUUCACUCACUUCAUUGGCUUCCACUUUCCAUUUCAAAGCUUGGUAGCCUCCUGGCUACAAGGACAUUGCGUGGCUGGCAUGUUUCCGGUUGCAGGACAGCAUAGCUGUGACAGGAGCCGCUAGUGUGAAGCGCAUUUCAUCUGCAUUGUAUUUAUGUAGAGUGAUUGAUUUAUUGAUACGGCAAACUGGAGAGAACUUACAAUCAGAGAAGUGGUGUAAUGUAAAAGAGGUGGAGAAAGAUAAGGGCGUGGUUGUGCCUCUAUAGCGUAGUGUACGGAGCCGAUGUUGUUGCCUGGUAAAAAGAGAGCGGGAUUACUCUGGUCCAUGCCACCGGCAAUUUCACAAGUGUAUUUCCUCAAAGUCUUAACGUGCAUGUGCCAUGGAAUGACCGGAAAGGCAGACUGUGGCAUAAUUUUUUUGUCCAUUUGAACAACAAAUGUGGAGAGGAUUAUCGAAAGCAGGGAUUUCAAUAUUAUGACAUCCUGGACUAGCCGCGUUCAUCGACGAGCCGAAACCAUGAGGCAGGCAGUCACUAAUUGCGGCCAUUCACAUGAUCCUUAUCCGAAGAGAUUUGAAAAAGUGAAGUUUGGUAUUCCUGUGGAACAAGUGUGCAAAAAUGAUAUUCCAGCUCCUUUACUGGUACUUAUCCUGAAGAUCAAUAAACAAGGUCCGUACAAGAAGGACGUCUUCAGAGCCCCCGGUCAUCAAGGCAACAUCAAAAAGCUGAUACAUUUUUUACAAACUGGCCGGCUUGUCAAUAUAGAGCAUUAUUCCGUAUACACCAUUGCAUCGGUCCUAAAGAAAUUCUUACGAAAGCUUCCGGGUGGUAUCUUUGGCCAGAAUUCUGAAGAGCGGUUAUUUGAUAUCAUACAAAAUGAUAACCCCGAGGAGCAACGAAAACAAAUCCAUGGGGUGAUCGGAGAUUUGUCGAUAUUUGCUCAAAGACUUCUAGUAUUACUGUUCGGCACAUUCCGCGUUAUUGCCAUGCAUGCGGAGAAUGGCGGCCAGUCUGGAAUGUCCGCGGAAGCUUUGGGUGUAAGCGUCGCACCAAGCUUUUUCAUGUCAUGCAUCAGUAACGGCAAGCAGGCAAAAUUGGAGGACAUUCAACGCUAUAAGCUGGCAUCCAGAAUUAUUACCUUCAUGAUCGACAAUUUUGCCACGAAUAAUUUGUUUGGACGAGGCAAUUACGAGUAUUAUGCCCGUAUUACGGGUCGCGUGUUGCGCGUGGACGAGGACUGGAUUUUUGCUUUCGACUAUCCGCAUGACAAACUUAAAUUAGCAACCACCCGCCUUAGUCAACACAAGUUGGCUCACAAGCAUAGUUGGCUGCAAUUAGAGGCACUGAAAUGGGGCAUGGCUGUAACGAACGAAUGUAUAUCUCCAUCCGAAGAAACUGCAGGAAGUAUCCAAACCGAUCUCAGUCCAGUUGAUAUGCGAUAUGCAAAUAUUCCCAAGAUUGUGAUGUCUGCUAGCGACCACGGGAGUUUUGGACAGUGUUCCGGCGUGGCAAUUGCGUAUCCCGAGAAAUGGGACGUGACUAGUGAAGGUGAAACCGACGAAGUGCCUUUGUCGUUUGCCGAACUGAAAGACAUAAAUUGUUACGCAGAAAACACACGGAGUCUCUCCUUUUUACCUAUCGUUCAUGAGCGUCAAGCCGCUCGAAUGCGCACACGCUCCGAAUGGUUCCUAGCGCCCGCGAGGUCCGUAUUUGAUGUGGAUAUUGAGGAAUCCACGAGUGUUCCCGCUUCCAGCUGUGAUGAUAGAAUGCGUGCUAACCGCAGUUCCCUGUCCUUUUCCAGUCAAGAGCAUUCCCGCGAUACUGCUGAAAAUAUCAGCGACCGUGCAUUUUUUGUCGUGGACAACUCACCCUUGGUGGGCCGUCUGACGAAUCUUCCCGCAUCCCGUCAUGAAUCGUUCGGUACCGAGUCCGAGCAGCGCUUCCGUCAUUUGACACUAAACCCAUCUUCGGCUGCUGUUCAACAGAAAUGGACCUGCUGAGCAGCAUGACGGGAUUAUCGCUCAUCUUUUUGUAGCUUUUUUACUGUAUUACGGAAGUUGUUUGGGUCCAAGGGGAACACUUUUGUUGGAUACCCCAGUUGUUGUUGGACGUUCAAGAUGGAAUCCACUCCGAGAUUCAGGCUUUAAGCGAAAUUUUUCGCUAUUGUUAACGGGUUCUUCCUUAUUUGUGGAGCCUUUGUUGAUGCCGGAAUUGAGCUCUGUCAGCUGCCUUUUUGAUUUUGACAUUUUGCCUGACUGACAGGACAAAUUGCCGGUUAAUUCUUCCAUUCCUCUUUGUUGUUUAAAUUUCAACGGCGUUCUUGAAUCUUUUGUUAACUGCAGUAGUUGUUUGGUGAUUUGUACGUACCUAUUUAAAGUAACGGUUAAAUGACCGUAAGGUUGCAGUAUUUCACUAUGGUGUUUUGUAUUGUUUUUACGGUGAUUUUUCGUUUUUCACUUUCUCGCUGAGUUAAAAUGCAUUAGUCAAUUAAACGAAUUGUGACCGAA
Molecule: messenger RNA, 2697 nt
Organism: Paramacrobiotus metropolitanus
Lineage: Eukaryota; Metazoa; Tardigrada; Eutardigrada; Parachela; Macrobiotidae
Exons: 9
Coding region: 667-2190 (507 amino acids)
Biological process (GO): signal transduction
Molecular function (GO): GTPase activator activity
Source: RefSeq, a predicted model, not a curated record